Messenger RNA from Filobasidium floriforme, 2896 nucleotides. RefSeq lists its product as uncharacterized. Bases 1 to 2631 code for a protein of 876 amino acids. The transcript has 8 exons. The record is from RefSeq and is a predicted model, not a curated record. Lineage: Eukaryota; Fungi; Basidiomycota; Tremellomycetes; Filobasidiales; Filobasidiaceae.
AUGUCGACGGCUGACAGGUCGGUUGAUCUGCUCAACAUCGUCGUCCCAUACGUCCUCACUGCCCAGCCCGAUGCCAGCACGGCGACAGCUCUGUCUCGGACGAACAAGCAGACCCGCCGGCUCGUCAGCCUGAUCGCAGGCCGGACCAUCGAGCUCGUCCUUCUAGGCGAAGUUCAAGCUGAAGGAGGAAAGAUCGGGGUCGGAGUGGAAGUGGAAUGCAAGUUUUGGGAUCCGGUCGCGGGGAAAGAAAAGGCCAUGACGGUGGACGGAUUAUCAGAUGAGGAUUACGGACGAUUCAAAAAGGUGGUGAUCCGACCUCCCAACCCCUCGUUAGAUCGGUACAGCACAAUGUUCAUCCCAGCGAAACGAGACAACGCAACCGAGACGACUGCAACUGCUGCCACGCAGGUGGCAUCUAUGGCCGAUCGAAAGGAGACGCAGACCAACCUCCUUCUCCAGUUCUUUCGCGCUUUGCAACGAUGCAAGGGAGAGACGAAGGUCCACGAGACAGGCGCAGGAGAAACGAAAAGGGAAGCACUCGACCUGGAGUUGGGGUUAUGGACGGGAUUGAGUAACGAGGUCUGGCAGUCAAUCAUUUCUCUGCCAAACCUGUCAAGCCUCGAGUUGCUCAACCCCACUUUACCUCUUCCGAACGCCCUUCGCCCAGUAGAGAUCGGCAGCUCAGGCUCUGGACCGGGAUCAGGUUCAGGUGGGAGGUACACGCCAUUCUUCGUCAAGCCUCUCGUUUGGCCCGAGGACGAUACGGGACGGGAGGAAAAAAACGGAUCUUGUCGCAGGGAUGAGCCAGGAGAGACGCACGAGACAAGGGAUCGAGCGAUGGGGAAAGGAUUGAAAAGGUUGGAACUCGACAAUCUCAGCCAAGUCGGGACAAAGAACCUGGUCAACCACCUUAACAACCUGUCCGAAGUCGUCCCUUCUUCUCCCCUGACUCACCUUAGCGUACACACAUUGUUCUUCGACUCUACGCUCUGCACAGCGAUUGCCUCGAUCGGAAGUUGUGGCGGAUUGAAGACGCUGCGGAUCGGGACUAGAGGAACCAAGUUGUCUAGCGCGGGGGUCAAGGAGAUGGUCGAAGCGUGCGUCGGCUUGGAGAGGCUCGAGCUGGAUGGCGUAGAGGGAAGGCUUGCCAGGACGCUUUGGAAGGAUAUCGAAGAGUUUCCGGAAGGACUGAGGGAGCUAUGGACGCUCGACCACCUGGCCUCGUUGCCUCACGUUCCGAUCGAGAACCUCUGCUCGCUAGAAAUCACGCGUUCUGUACCGAUCGCUGCGGCUAUGCCUUUUCUACCCUCAAUCAAGCAAGGUGAUACGCCGGUGCAGAUUCCGAAAGUCAACGAUCUGUGUCGGUCUCAGCCGAUUCCGGAGGAGAUAUUUCAAGCCAUACUGGACAAGGGGAAGAAGUUGACGAGGCUGAACUUGGACUGGUGGGAGAUUGAUGAGGAGAGACUGGCCAAGCUGGUCAAGACGCUGACGGGGCUGGAAGAGUUGACUGUCAGAUUGGAUUUCCCCAUAUUCCGACUGAUCACCGUUACGGCCUUCCCCUCGACUUCCAGACUGGAGCGCCUUCGCGUUUCAUUCGUGCCAACAGCCGAUCUAUGCUGGGAGAUGGACGCCACCAAGGUCAGUGGAAGGACGACCAAGACGGCGCCGCUCAACAAGGUCGCGAAACCCCCCGAUAUCCUGGAACGCGCACUCGAAGGCUUGCCGCAAGAGCUUGUUGAAUCGCUACAAGCGCCUGACAGCACGAUUCCAGCGUCAAAGGAGAUCAAAAAGUUUGCUCGCAAGUUGCCCCGUCUCGAACGCCUCGAAUGGCUCGGCCGUGAAGGUAAAGGGUCGUGGACCGUCGUCAAGCCGAGUGCUGAGAAGAAGGGAGGUCUGAUGACUGUCGAUUUCGAGCACGCCGGGCUGCGAUAUUCAGGCCAGUGGGAGGAGCUAUCCAAUGGACCGAUUGUCAUCUGGCAAGUGGACGAUCAGGACGUGCCUGUUUCGGACGUCCCGCCACCUGCGACUCCGUCGACGUCGGUCUUUUCUCCCUCUUCAACCGAUCUCCAAAUGCUCAGUCCCAUGACCAACGGCUCGACCCUGGCUAGUGACGACAUUGACACACCGUUGACGAGGUGGCAAAGCUCGCGAUCACAGUCAUUUCCCUGUCUUGGCGGACCUUGGCCGGACGAGACUCAGGAGAAUGCGGCAUGGGAUACGCUCGGCUUACAAAACAUCUCGCCAUCGCCAUCUUCCAAUGUCGUUGCCAAAGCUCGUCGACCUCCUGCUAGCAAGGGAAAGACUUCUCCUUUAGAGGGCCGGAGCAAAUCGUCUCCAAACACGACCAAAUCUUCGCCUACACCUCUGCGCAAGAAGCCGAGCCUUCCUCGAGCUGAGACAGCACUGGUCGCCGCGACUGAAACUCCGCCGAGACGCCGUGGACGACGGGGUGGGGUAGGGCGGUCGCGAGGGGGUACCAGCACGGCCGCAGUCGAAGCUACCCCUAAGCCUUCCCCAGUUCCCGCCAUCAGCCCGUCCCCCGACGGUUGGAUGACGGUCUCGACCAAGAAGCCCAAAGAACCGGUCAAGCCUGCCCGUAAUGCCGGAUCCAGCGGGAAGACCAAGAAGUAGGCGCCAAGACGAGAUACACGAUCUUUUCGCAUUUUGUAUCAAUCGAAAUCACGAAACGUCAAGCCAAAGAGCCUCGACCAUAUCUCUAUGCCAGCGGAAAUGAGCCCGCCCGUUCCUGUUCACGAUUGCAUAUCAUUCCGCAUGACGAAUAUAUGUAUGCAAUGUAGAACCGGUUAAUCGACCAUACAACAUGUUCUCUCGUACUUUAUCUUCCUUUCUCCGCUAUCCGCUUCACAGCUUAGCCUUGGAGGCAUCACCCUGAUCG